AUGCUUGCUUGGAACAUGGUCCUUCUCAACCAAUCCGAUCCCACUGAGUUUAUAUUCCGUGUGUUCACUGCUGUCCGGGAACUCCAGCCUCUCCUCUUCCUCCUCUUCCUCCUCCUCUACUUGAUGAUCCUCUGCGGCAACACCGCCAUCGUCUGGGUGGUGAGCACACACAGCUCCCUGCACACCCCAAUGUAUUUCUUCCUGUGCAAUCUGUCCUUCCUGGAGAUCUGCUACACCUCCGUUGUGGUGCCCUUGAUGCAACAUUUUGGGGCCCAGAAGCCCAUUUCUUUGGCUGGCUGUGGGGCCCAAACUCUUGUCAUCCUUGGCAGCACCGACUGCUUUCUCUUGGCAGCGAUGGCGUAUGAUCGCUACGUGGCCAUCUGCCACCCGCUGCACUACGCCCUCCUCAUGACCCGGAGGCUGUGCAUCCAGGUGGUGGUCGGCGCCCUGGGCCUGGCGCUCUUCCUCUCGCUGCAGCUCACGGCCUUAAUCUUCACCCUGCCCUUCUGCGGGCGCCGCCGGGAAAUCAGCCACUUCCUCUGUGAUGUGCCUCCCGUCCUGCGCCUGGCCUGUGCUGACAUCCACGUGCACCAGGCCGUCCCCUAUGCCGUGGGCAUCCUCGUGCUGACCGUCCCCUUCCUACUUAUCUGCGUCCCCUACAUGCUCAUCACCUCCGCCAUCCUACGCAUGCGCUCUGCCGGGGGCCGCCGCCGGGCCUUCUCCACCUGCUCCCCCCACCUCACGGUGGUCCUGCUGCAGUACGGCUGCUGCAGCCUGGUCUACCUGCGCCCCCGCUCCAGCACCUGGGAGGAUGAGGACCGCCAAAUUGCUCUGGUCUACACCUUUGUCACUCCCUUACCCAACCUCCUGAUUUAUAUUCUUCAGAACAAGGAUGUCAAAGGUGCCCUGAAAAAGGCCAUUGAUAAAGAACAGCUGAAGCACUCCGAAGUCUUGGGACUCGUAAUGGAUACCUGA
Choloepus didactylus (southern two-toed sloth) is the source of this 975-nucleotide messenger RNA. RefSeq names its product olfactory receptor 10Q1-like. Gene Ontology annotation, molecular function: G protein-coupled receptor activity; olfactory receptor activity. Gene Ontology annotation, cellular component: membrane. Lineage: Eukaryota; Metazoa; Chordata; Mammalia; Pilosa; Megalonychidae. Gene Ontology annotation, biological process: G protein-coupled receptor signaling pathway. The record is from RefSeq and is a predicted model, not a curated record.